This is a messenger RNA of Helianthus annuus (common sunflower), 1120 nucleotides long. RefSeq lists its product as uncharacterized. The transcript has a single exon. NCBI's taxonomy places the organism in Eukaryota, Viridiplantae, Streptophyta, Magnoliopsida, Asterales, Asteraceae. The record is from RefSeq and is a predicted model, not a curated record. The coding region runs from base 115 to 876 and encodes 253 amino acids.
ACCAUCCUCUUCUUCAAACCCUCUCACCUCAUUUCAAUCUUCUCCCAAACUCUCUCUAAUCCACUCCAAACACACAAUCAUAUAACAACCACCCGACCAGAUACUUUGAUCAUAAUGGAAAUCGCAGAACUUAACCUCAUAUCCGACUUCGAAGCCGGAAUCAAAUGCUUACAAAACCCCUCCUUAAUCUCCAAACUCCCUCAAUUAUACAGUUUCUGGACAUACGGUGCUCUGAUCAUCGCAGUUUUCGCUACUUUCACAAACAUUUUUAAGAAAAUAAAGAUGUUUAUACACCACAUACGCCUCAAGCUUUUACUCUCCUAUCAAAACUCAUGCCCCCAGCAAAUUUUCGACGACGAUGACUUUGACUUUGACUUUUCCGACGACGGCGGCUCCGACGAUACGCCGUCGUCGGUGGCGGAGUCCGAUGAGGAUAUAGAACAUUCAGAGGACGAUGAACAUGGUCGUGUAAACGAAGUGUUUCGAGCUGAAGGUGGUGGUAGUUAUUGGAAUGAUGAAGGGCAUGAUGGUAAUUUCACUCUCCGGCGGCGUAACGGGUUUUCUUGGUCGGAUUUUUCCGCCGGGAAAAGUGUGGUGCAGUUGUGGGAUAGUUUUGGUUUAGGGUUAGAUUUUGAAGAUGAUGAGAAUGAAAUUGCGAUAUGGGAUUUGGAUCGGGAGGUGAAAUUGAGCUCUGGGAGGCGCGUGACGGCGGCGCGUGGGGAGGAGACGGUGGUGUUGACGGCUGAGGUUGAUGGUGGGAAUGGUGGAGUGGGGUUUGGGACGUAUGAUUCUAGGGUGGAUGAGAGGUCUCCAGCGAUAUAUGCCGCGUGGCGGCCACGGCAGCGGAAUGUUUGGGUUGAUGGUAAGGAGGAGUGAGCGCGUGAGAGUCACGACUUGUGUUGGUCGUCUGUAUACAGCUAAGGACCGGGCCCACUUGGUAAAAUUGAAACGGCGUCGGACGCGUAUUAUUGGAAAUAAUUGGUGGCUACAUAUAAUCUUGUGGUUAGAAAUUGAAGUAAAUAUUAUAUGUUUAUCGUAAAAUUAGGAUAAUAUUCAUUUGGAAUUCAUAUUUUUUCCGUUUUUUCAUUUUAAAUUAAUAAAUAAGUAAACUCUCAAUUAA